This is a messenger RNA of Daphnia magna, 1597 nucleotides long. RefSeq lists its product as uncharacterized. The transcript is spliced from 2 exons. Bases 734 to 1564 code for a protein of 276 amino acids. The record is from RefSeq and is a predicted model, not a curated record. NCBI's taxonomy places the organism in Eukaryota, Metazoa, Arthropoda, Branchiopoda, Diplostraca, Daphniidae.
ACUGGUGAUGGCUUUUUUGAAGAUUGCCUCGAUGUCAAACUGGAUUUUGGGCCAGGAGUACGUUAUUCUGGCUGUAGAACUGCCUGGUCCACUGCCGACGAGAGAGAAUUUGACAUCAGAAGUGAGUGCAGCGAAACCCCUGCGGUUUCAAAAACGCAACUUGCGAUAACUAGCCCUAAUGUAUUGCUUUCGCCGUAAGUUUUGCGAAUGUACGUUCUCCAGGUAAACUUACACCAAUAUUCGCUCUGAAACUAGCGAAACUAUCAAAAUUCUGAAAUAUUUCGCACCCGCAGGAGCGAAACUUUCGCGAAAAAGGCGUAAGUUUCACACUUGCGGUGACGAAUAUUUUUCAGAUGUUUAUUACCGAAAGCUUGGCAUAUUUUAAGCUUUCGGUGCAUGUGCAGCUUUCACUUCAAGAAUAAAAAACACACUCAACCUACAACAUAUAUCAUUAAAAUCCCAUAGCUCAGUUGGUAGAGCGUCGCAUUGGCAAUUAGAAGGGCUAUGGUUCGAUUCUCGAGGCUUAAAAUGAUGAAAAUUUAUCCUAACGAUUAUGUAUAUAACAGUAGCUACAGAACUUUGAUUUCUGAUAAACUUUUUCCUAUUUGCUUUACUUUAAAAAAUUUAUAUGACGAUUGAUGCUGCUAAAAUUGACGUCAAUCUUGACAGUGCAGACGACAGAAAGUUAGAGGCUUUGUUGUUUUGUUCUGUUAUUGAUUUGUAAAGUUCAGCUAUGGCAUUAGUUGAAACAUUUUGGAAAACUGGGCACAAGAUAACUGGACAUGACCUUGACGGAAGCCUUAGUCUAGGUUAUCGAAGAUUUCGAGCGUUUUUUGGAACAUCGCCUUUAGUGUGUCUUGUUGCUUGGGACAUUUUGUUUAAUGCUCGUCCUAGAAACUCAACACCAGAGCAUCUAUUAUGGGCUUUGAUGCUGUUAAAACGAUAUAGUAUUGAAACAUUUAAUGCGACCUUAAUCGGAGUUAGUGAAAAAACAUUUCGAAAGUGGUCUCACAUAUUCAUCAACCUUCUUGCAGACAUGCCAGUUCUUAACUGGGAGCAACGUUUCCGAAACGCUCCAAGAGACGCAUCUACAUUUAUUUCUCUUGACGGGACUGAUUUUAAAAUCAUGAAACCAUCAGAGUUUGACCCUAAAUGGUGGUCUCACAAAUUCAAUGGUCCUGGCUUGCGAUAUGAGAUUGGAAUUUGUAUCCGCACGGGGGACAUUGUUUGGGCUCAUGGAGGUGUUCCGUGCGGCGAAUGGCCAGAUCUUCGUCUCGCUCGAAAUGCAAUUGUUGAAGACCUUCAACCAGGAGAAAAAGUUAUAGCCGAUCGCGGAUACAAUGACCAGCGUUAUUUUGAUCUUCCAAACGGACAUGCAGAUCAGCAAAAAAAACAAAUAUUGGCGAGGCAAGAGACUGUAAAUCGCCGAAUUAAAGAGUUUUGUUGCAUGAAUUAUAGAUUUCGUCAUGCUUUAUAUUUACACCCUCGUUUUUUUCAUGCUGUUGUAAAUUUAACACAGUUGAUGAUCGAAAACGGUGAGCCACUGUAUCCAGUCGAUUUUUAAAUUAAAAAAUAAAUAAAUCGCCAAUUAUAAUUU